AUGACUGACAGACACAAUUUCCGGUGUCGCCACCUUCUUUGUCUCCGGUGCAGCGUCUCGAUACGAAGGCUCUGGCCGUUUUUUUCCACUUAGUUUUUGAGGAUAUAUUUACACAUAUAUCCCUAAUUUUCCAAUAUUGAAUGACAGUCGACUCUGAAAUAUUUAUGCCGAAAAGUAAAGCGCCCAAAAUGGAUGACCUGGACUACAUCCCAGUAGACCUGAGCCCAGAGGAGCGCUCUGAGCUCGAGGACAUCCGCAGGAGAAAAGGCGUCCUCCUCCAAGAGAUCCAGAGGCUCAGGGAGGAAUUAAGAGAAGCCAUUAUGGAGGUGGAGGGACUGGAGACAAGCACAGAGGGCAGUAAAACUCUACAGAAAAGCAGGCAUGUGGCAAUGGGAAGGAAGAAAUUCAACAUGGACCCAAAAAAGGGCAUUGUGUUUCUGGUGGAGAACGAGAUGCUCAGACACACUUCAGAGGACGUCUCUCAGUUCUUGUACAAAGGAGAAGGACUCAACAAGACGGCUAUAGGAGAUUACCUGGGAGAAAGGGACGAAUUCAACCUCAAAGUUCUUCAGGCUUUUGUGGACCUCCAUGAGUUCACUGAUCUCAACCUCGUCCAGGCUCUCAGACAGUUCCUGUGGAGUUUCCGUUUGCCCGGUGAAGCUCAAAAGAUUGACAGAAUGAUGGAGGCUUUUGCUCAGAGAUAUUGCCACUGCAACCCCGGUGUCUUCCAGAGUACAGACACAUGUUAUGUGCUGUCAUUUGCCAUCAUCAUGCUGAACACGAGCCUCCAUAACCCCAACGUGAGGGACAAGCCCGGACUGGACCGCUUCAUCUCCAUGAACCGAGGCAUCAACGAGGGAGGAGACCUGCCGGAGGAUCUGCUCAGAAAUCUCUACGAAAGCAUAAAAAAUGAGCCCUUCAAGAUCCCAGAGGACGACGGCAACGACCUGACUCACACGUUCUUCAACCCGGACAGAGAGGGCUGGCUCCUUAAACUCGGUGGACGGGUGAAAACCUGGAAACGGCGGUGGUUCAUUCUCACAGACAACUGUCUUUAUUACUUUGAAUACACCACAGAUAAGGAGCCACGAGGUAUAAUUCCUUUGGAAAACCUAAGUAUCCGUGAGGUGGAAGAUCCAAGGAAACCAAACUGCUUUGAGUUGUACAUCCCCAACAACCGCGGUCAGCUGAUUAAGGCUUGUAAGACCGAGGCUGAUGGGAGAGUGGUGGAGGGGAACCACAAUGUUUAUCGCAUCUCCGCCCCCACACCUGAGGAGAAGGAUGAGUGGAUCCAUAGCAUCAAAUCUGCCGUCAGUGUGGAUCCCUUCUAUGAAAUGCUCGCAGCCAGGAAGAAACGUAUAUCACUGAAGAAGAAGGAGGAACAACCGUAAAUGAAGCCCUUCCUUCACUCCGUCUUCCUCUGUGCUUAACAUCUCUCCUUCCAACAUGGGACGCAUUUUUUUCUCUGCUCUUUGCUACCUGCAGUUGCAGGUUUUUGUUUUCCCACCUUCCCUCAUGCAUCCAGAGUGAAGAGCUCAUCCACUAAUGCUGCUUGUUAUCUUAGUUCUUGAUGCUACUCAACACACUACAGCCACAACACGCCUGUCCUGUCCUCUCACCACAUCUCUCAUUCAGCAUUUCAUUAAACUGUGAAACAAGUCAUAAGCCAUAUUCACACUAGUGCAGACCAUUUCAAAAACAGCUUUCCUGUUUUGGCCUUUAAUUUAUUCACAAUAAAUUUACAAAUGUUGGGCACGAGUAGGAUUCAAAAAGGCUAAGACUUCCAUAAUUUCUGGUUGUCUUGGUCCAUUUUAAGAAUCUUGUAUAGGUGCUAUUUCCUCUACACAGUUAAUUUACAAAUUCGCUCUGCAGAAAUACUUAUGGUUAUUGGUGCAUGUCUAAUGGAAGCCAUCUUAUAUUUGUGUAUUUUAUUGGCUUUUCAGCAUCUAUAAGAUUCUCAAUCUCAAAAGUCCCCAUUAGUGUGAAUAUGGUUUUAUUCAGGGUAGCAAGCAGCUUCAGUUGUCAUGAAUUCUUCUUUCAGGUGGAUGAAUGCUGCCUAAAUGAGAAAUUGCCUUUCGUGAUCGUGCUUGACACAGACAAAAUGUGAAUUCACUAUUCAACACACUAAAUCUGGUUUCAUUUGGUCAGGAAGGAGGAAAACAAAAGCAGCAAAUGAUUUUAGAUUUCUGAGAUGUGUCCAUUACUCAAUGGCUUUAGAUACACGAUACAUCUGUCCAUCGUAAUAUCGGCUCUUAUACACUGUAACCAAUAUGUGAGGGAAAUGGCACUGCUCAUAUCACCAGGCUACUGAUGAUCUUAAGAUAUGAUUGCUCCUUGAGACAACAAAAAAUCACUAAAGUAUUAAAGGACCAGUGUGUAGGAUUUAGAGGGAAUAUGUUGGUAUAAAUUAAGAUAAUAUUCACAAGUAUGUUUUCAUUUGUGUAUGAUCACCUGACACUAGGAUUUAUAUAGGGUGGGUCCUUCACAGCUACAGAGACACGGUCUUGGAUGUGACCUUUCUGGUUUUGGGCCACUUACGAUUCUCUUGCAUGCUUUUAAAGGGAAGGGUGACAGGUGGGGUAUAAUUCUGGUUGCAAUUUUCUAUCUCACCACUAGAUAGCGGUAAAUCCUACACGCUGGUCUUUCAAGUAGUUAGUCUUCUUGCUAACAGCUGCUUUCAGCUCACAGAGAAAACUUGUAUAUUUUCUUCAGCAUGUCUGAAAACCAGUGAAAUAGAAACCCAGUUCGGGUCUUCGUUAUCGAUUCCUUUUAUAACACUAUAGUGCACAGUUAUCAUCAUGUCCUCUCAUAUUUAACCUCGCAGCAUGCCAUAAACCAUUUCCUGCUUGUUCAGCACUACUAGACAACCACUGAACUCUCUCUCUCUCUCCCUCUAGUAAUAACAUCCCUUAGAAACAGAUCUGUCCGCUUUCGCGAGUUUCAUGAAUCACAAAGGCAGCUCAUUACAAUGUAUACUUUUUGUAAAUAGAUGUUAGCAUAUUUGUUUACGAUACACAUAGAAAUGAUUUAAUUUAUUCUUUAUCUUUUGUUAAAUUCAGAUUUUUGUACGAGCUACUGUAGACCUGCAUGUUGAUAAACGGAGGCAUCGGUUGUAGUCACCGAUGCGUCGAUGAUCAUGCUAGUGCACUGAUUUGAAAAGUGUUAGUGUUCCCUGUUGACUUAGACAAACUGCUUUUAAUGUGGAGGCGGAUUUAUGCCUAAAGUAAAUUGUCACUAUUAUUAGUUUCUUUAGAAAAGAUAAUUGGGAGAUGUGGUCUGAUUUAAUUCCAGAUCUUGAUGUAAAUCAGACUCAGUAAAGCACAAACAGAAAUUACUGUCACUGUCUGUUAAAGUAAUGUUUUUAUACCAUUGGCUGCCUGCUGUCCUGCAAUUUUAAACCAUAUUACAGUGAUAAAAACGAACAGACGAAAAAACAAGGAACACUAAUAAUCUUUGAUUCAUUACGUGAUAGUAAAGUCAUUCAGAUGUAAUGAAUCACUAACAAGUUAAGCUUUGUGUCCAGUGAUAGAUUUGCUUGACUUCCAGUUCAUAAACUGUUAUUUCUGGUAGUUUAUUGAAGUUGGCAUUUUUAGAUGGUAGGAACAAUUAUCUACUGCACUUUAUCAAUUUUAGCAUUUUGAAGAAAAUGCUGUGACUUUGACUGACAAUACAACUCCGGUACUGUGUAGCGCCCUCUACUGGUGGUCCAACAGAGACACAAAUACAUGCACACUGCAAUAUGCGGAUGGAUGAAUCACGAACUGUGUUGAAAUGUACAACGCCAUCUGCUAGGAACAGUUUCUGUAUUAGCUCAUCUGAUAGAGAUUGUUUCGCAUUAAGCUGAACGGGCUCUUUUCUGUGUGAUCGAAAUAUUUCCACCUUUUUUUUAAAGACACAGCCAGUGAUUGGUCAUUGGAGCACAGAUCAAUGAUUGCCUUUUACUCUUCCACUUCAUCAAACUGACCUGAAGGCCUACUUGUACAGCCAUGUUAGUGCACAGAGCACAUGGGCUGUCUGUAGGUCUCCACCUUCUGGGUAUUCUUGAAGUGCAAAGUUGCCAAAAACACUUAAUGUUUCCUUUAUAACAGAACGAACACAGAAAUGAAUCCAACCAAAACUGGUCCUCUGUCUCUGAUUCCUUUGACCGCCAGAGUCGAAAAAACACCUUUAUUUUGUAUUUAUUUAUUUUUAUUUACUGUGAGGUGAAGAUGGAUAGAUCAUCUGUACAUGUAGCAAAAGGAAAACCACGAUUCAUUGGUGCCAGAAAACGACUGUGUAACAAUAAACGGUGAACAGAGA
This is a messenger RNA of Pleuronectes platessa (European plaice), 4299 nucleotides long. It is a transcript of the gene cyth2, whose product is annotated as cytohesin 2. The record is from RefSeq and is a predicted model, not a curated record. NCBI's taxonomy places the organism in Eukaryota, Metazoa, Chordata, Actinopteri, Pleuronectiformes, Pleuronectidae. Gene Ontology annotation, biological process: regulation of ARF protein signal transduction. The transcript is spliced from 12 exons. Bases 141 to 1391 code for a protein of 416 amino acids. Gene Ontology annotation, molecular function: guanyl-nucleotide exchange factor activity.